This is a messenger RNA of Bacillus rossius redtenbacheri, 9170 nucleotides long. RefSeq lists its product as uncharacterized. Lineage: Eukaryota; Metazoa; Arthropoda; Insecta; Phasmatodea; Bacillidae. Gene Ontology annotation, cellular component: BRCA1-A complex; plasma membrane; nucleus. The record is from RefSeq and is a predicted model, not a curated record. The transcript has 10 exons. Gene Ontology annotation, molecular function: DNA binding; ubiquitin-protein transferase activity; zinc ion binding. The coding region runs from base 163 to 4995 and encodes 1610 amino acids. Gene Ontology annotation, biological process: negative regulation of fatty acid biosynthetic process; positive regulation of transcription by RNA polymerase II; double-strand break repair via homologous recombination.
AUUUCAAUUGGCGGGAACGGGAUCUGAAAUAAUUGUUGCAAUUUGGUUUCUGUUGUGCUUGUAGUUGUUUUGUGUAUAAUAUAUUGUAUUGAUCCAGAUGAAUUGGUGUGUUUUGUUUGUUGAACUGCAUACAUUUUGAAACAAGCUGAUAGGUGGUCCAUAAUGACAUCAGUUGAGGAAGCACACGUUAAACUUCGUGAACCUAUUGAGCUACUUCAGAAUGCUCUUAAAUGUGUAAUAUGUCUGGAGGACUAUAAGGACCCGGUGCUGACGCGCUGCGAGCACCUGUUCUGCUGGGAGUGCAUCUCCAGAAUCCUGAAGGACCGGCCUGGCCCACGCUGCCCUCUCUGCAAGAAGCCCGUCUCUCGCCGGGGCAUCACCCGUGCCGAUCACAUCUCCCACAUGAUCGCCCGGUUCGUCGACCUUCGCGAGAGCAUCCCCAAGGACACUGGCUUCGAGCUUGAAUCUUUUCUGGGCCUACCAACUGGUGCAAAAGAAGCACCUACUAACUCUCCAUUGACUAGAAAAAACAGAAACAGUAAUUUAUUUCAAACACAGACCAUACCCCAGGCUACGGUUGUUACGGAACAGAGUGAAGGUACAACUGUUGGAUCAAACACUGAAGAAAAUGUGGUUCUGUCAGACAUUGUGCUCAUCAGCGAUAUAGAAGAAAGUGAAAAAGUAAACCCUCCCAAGGGGAAGAAGUUUGGCCGAUGUUACAAGCGGAGGUCUUCAGAUCAGGCAAAGUUGGCGCAAGCAGGGCAUAGACUCUGGAGUGAGCAAGGUAGUGUUCAUUCAGACGUUGUAGGUGUUAGGCCAAAAGAAACUGAUUCGAGCUCGUUUAGCUCAGGCAUUGAGAUAGUGGAUGGCAUUCGGGAUAGUGACUCAUUGUCCAGUGUUCAGUGCUUGUCUAGCGACAGUGAACUGGCUUCGGCGGCCGGGGAGGACGUGGAUGUGACAACGGAAUCUGGACCCCGGGCCAGUGGCAGGAAGAGAGGCUAUAAUGGUCCCCCAUUCCCAUUCAGUUACCCCGUGCGCAAGGUCAGGAACCAGGGCACUGCCUUUGAGAAGUUGAUGAAGAAGAGCAGCAUGGCCAGCAGCCAGGCCUUGUCGCAGGGAGUAAAGGAUUCCCACGGGAAAAAAAUAUUUACAUGCAAAGAACAGCCAGAGGAUGAAAAAAGGAUUGGAAAGGACAUAAAUAACGGGGAUGAUCCGUACGUGUUUGUGAGCAGCCAGCGUACGCCCCAUCGUGUUAAGUACAAAAAAGAUGGUGUCAAAGACUUGGGGAAAAUUGGGCAGCCACCUGCACGUAAAAAUACAACAAAAAGGAAGCAAGAUGUGCAAGUAAUGAAGAACGAUUCUUCCAAUGAGAUCACAGGAGUGAGUCUGUUGGAAUCAGGCAGUCAAAAUUUCAUAGAAAGUUGCCCUGUUGAUGUUAAUGAUGAUUUUGACAAGCUGGUGAUCAAAACACGUCAAUCAGUGCUUCAGACUCAGUCUACUAACUGUAGGUUUUCUGAAGCACCAGUGAGCAAAAAUGACACUGUAGACUCUAACUUGGAUCUUUUAUUCAGGACGCCCAACAACGACACCUUUGUUCCAGAAUCACCAGCAAUGAGCAAAGAAAGUCUUGUGAGCCAUGACAAAAAGAGAGGACAUGGGAAACAGAAGAGUUCCAGGAAGAGCUUAAAAAUGAGCAAUUUAUGUGCAGCUGGUGUGAGUAACAACUCACGCACUACAAAGUCUUUGGUGAACCGUGUUUCAUUUGGCAAAGAUGAAAAACCUUCACUAAGUCAGCAAGUGAGAGAGAUACAGCAACAGUUCAACGAUGUCGAUAGCCACGAGUUGUCGGUGGAACAGAAGGAAGCGCCUACCAAAAGAGACACAAACAAAAAUAUCUUGGAUCUAAAUGUGAUGGGUCCUGAGCACGUACAGGGUAGAUCAUUUCAGAAAAGUUCAAAUGGUACAAAACGAGUGAGCUUUGCAGACACAAAAGAACCUAUACCAGCAGCUCAAGUUAGUUACUCUGUUGAAAAGUUAUCCUCUGUAGACAUUUCAGUUAUUGAAAAUGCCAGUGCAGAUAAUCAUCCCAUGUCCCGCUCCGCCAAUUCGUCAGGUGAUAUUUGCAACAGUGAAGUCACUACUGAAGUACUGGGUACACUGGAAGAUACGAAACUGUCAGAUACAGUCAAGGGAGGUGCUGACGUUGGCAGUUGUGAAGCUGCAAGUCUGAAAUCAGCUUUGACUUUUGAUCUGGUUGGUGAUGCUGGCAGCUCCGUGUCCAGUCCAGGCGAGCCGAUUUUAGGCUUCGAAAGGAGUCCCGCAAAUGGGGAUGCACAAGUGCCGUGGAGGACGCACACUGCCAGGAGUCUGAAGUUGCUGGAAGAAAGUCCGGGGCUCAAGAGGAAGAGAGAAGACCCAGAUGAAAUGAGCGAUGCUCCCGUCGCAGAGAUUGUGAAAGAGACAGUUCCUGUUAACAACAUUGGCUGCAAUGACUCUGGAGCUAAGAUUAUAGUGGUUGAUGGUGAUGGCAUUGAUGUGGAAACACCUUCAGUGCUUGAUUCGAAUGUGUCUGUUGCAUUAGAGGAUGGUCCCAAAUGUGUGGUUGAACGUCCACAAAAACGUGUCAUUAAGAAAAUGAAGCAUUGCAAGUCUUAUGAGACCUUGAGAAGCAAACCAAAAGGAUCCAGCAUAGCACCAAACACUCCCAGAGUAAAACAAAGGGUUUGUAACCGGGCAACUCUGACAAUGGUAAGGACUGCGGAUGUGGGCACGGAGGUGGAUCUCCAUCUGACUUCCAGGCCUCGCGCCAGAACACGCACUUACAUCGAAGCCUCAGUGCAGACAGAUGAGGUUGAUGUUGUGGCAGAAAAGCGUCCUGUACUUACAGUCGAUGCGCAGACCAGCCCCAUUAAGCCCAACUUGAGUGGUGUCGAGAAAUCAGACACGCAAUUGCAGAUGUGCGAGGAACCAGAGAACACGGAGUGUGUGUCUGGAACUUUCGAUGAAGCUGUCGAGGAUGCUGCUUAUUUAGCAGAGAACUUCAGUGUACUGGGAGCAAAAAAUAGUUCUCAGAAGAGUCUCCCAGCAGAAGAAAGUGAGAAACUUGAAUUUUCUUUACUAGAGGAUGCAGAUGUUUCUGUGGUUCAUGUUGCGAUUGGGUCAUCACAGUUGAUAAAUGAAUCACCUCCUCAGAAAACUAAGGAAACGAAUGAAAUAGGCCUGUUGUCGAAUAAACCCAGCUCCAACGGACAAUCGAUUAGAGUCGAAACUUUUUCGCAGGGGGGAAAGGACCUUCAAUCUUAUAGUGGUAAACUGUCACUGGCAAGCUCUGCAGCAAAAGCUGCGGACAAAAUUCAAAAUACUAAACGCAUAGACAACAGCAAAAGUAAAGGAAAAGGUCCUGUAAGUUUUAGGUCCAACAAGAUGUCUCGGAAGUUGUCCUUUUCGCCUAAUUAUGUUCCCACACUUUCUAAGGAACCUUUUCCAUUGGUAUUGGGAACAGAUUCCUCAGAAAGUGAAGAAGAGUUCAGAACGAAACGGAGCUUCAAGUGUACAAGGAAAUCUAAGCCCCUGAGUUUAUCUUCAGAUUCAGAUGCAGAACAGCAAAGCAAAGCUUCGAAAGAGAACUGUGAAAAAUAUGUUUCUAAUGAUGGUCAAGACUCCAUACCUUUUGAGGAUCGCAAUGGACUGGAAGUCCUGCCGAAGGCAGUCAGCUGCGCUUCGCGACCUGCCGUGAAGCUCGACUCUCCGCCUCAUUCGCCCGCCGGAGUCCCGGGUGCAGGGCCCGCCCCGGAAGCAGCCCGGGAGCCAGAGAGCUCGACCGCGCUCAUCACGCCGUCCUUGCAGGCACUCCUGCAGUCAGGUGCUUCCCAGGAAAACACUAUGGAGUUCCUGGAAGGGGGAGAAGCCUGCCGGCCCGCCACUCAGCACUCUGCAGCAAGCUUCGGGCCAUUGGACACUCAGCAGCUCCAGAACAUAGACCUGGCCGUCAUUGCAGCGGGCGAAGAUUUGCCGAACCCGCAGCAGUCCAAGGAGGAUUAUGCAUCCCUGAUUGACGACCAGGAAAUGAUGUACGAAGACAUAAUUGAGCCCACGCCACAGAAGAAGUCCUCAUUUGUGUCGCACAGUGUUUCUAAGAUGAAAUUUGAAUCAAGUUGGAAGUCCAAAAGCGUGGAUGUCAGAGCGCUGCCCCAGACACAAGCAUCCAGGUCGACGUCGGAGACGGAUGAGAGGCAGACCGGUGCCCCGGGUAGAGCGCCGCUGGCCGGCCAGCGCGCCCCCUUGCAGGUGGUCACCAACGCGCUGCCCGCUGCCUCGAGGCCGGCCGCCGACGCGCAGGGGAAGCCUCUGUGCCUCGCCUGCAGCAUGCUCUCCGGACAGUCCAAAUUCCUCGUCCAGAAGCUGGUGGAGACGUUCCGCCUGCGAUUCUCGCCCACCUACCACGCGGGCGUGACCCACCUGCUGGUCCCUCGCACCGAGGAGUCCAUCCAGUCCGUCAAGUACGUGUUUGCCGUCGCCGAGAAGAAGUGGGUCCUGUACGAGGACUGGGUUGCAGACAGCCUCCAGGCACGCGUUCUGCUCCCGGAGGAGAACUACGAAGUGAGUGAGCCGGUUAGCGGAGGGCCUAGGAGGUCCCGGCUGAGCACGGAACCUCUGUUCAAAAACUACGUCAUGUGCUUCAUCCCGCCUUUGGAGGCCAUAACAAAAGAGCAGAUUGAGGAGGUGUCAGCACUGUGCGGGGCGGAGAUUGUAUCCGAGCCAGCAUUGCUGAUUGGACGGCCUGGACAUACUGUGUUGUUGCUGUGCAACGAGAAAAACGAGAACGCAGCUUUAGAGCUCUUCAGGAAGUACAAAAUCCCCCCAAUCAGCUACUAUUACGUGAUUGACUCCAUUUCAGCUCAUCAGUUAUUUGACCCAUUCAUCUAUUUGAUCACCAAGAGCAUAGGAGAGUCCAUCUUCAGGAAGUUUGGGUACAGUAUGCCCCUCCAGCAGUAACGUAGCAAGGACGUGUUGAGUGUCAUCCUGCUGGCUUUGAGUGUGGAACUGUGUGUUUCUCCUCCCAGUGUGGAAAUCAUGAAGCGAAAUGAAAUGAAACGUCAGCCAUUAUCAACAUCACUACACAAACUAAGCACCAGAUACUAUGUGGAGAUUGUUUGUAACCUCCAAAUUCCAUCAACUGUUCUGCUAGAUUUUUAAAAACAUAGCUGACAAACCAAUCUUCAUUACUUUUACGUUAGGUAUAAAAUGUGUUUGUGAUUUUUACACUCCAAAUUGUAAACAGCCUACUUAAAGAAAAGAAAGAAAAAAAUCCUUUAAAAAAAUGAAUCUUGCACAACAUUGAGUUUUGAUUUUGAACAAUGUCGUGAUAAAAAAAAGAGCAUUUUUUCCACCAUAUCUAGCCAAUACUACUCAACUUCUCAUUUUAAGUGAUACUAUAAAUGCCAGUAACUGUGGCAAUAUGUGAAAUAAAAUUGGAUUAUAUGUAUUCAACAUUCUAUUUUAUAAUGUAAGGAUUGGUUUGUCAAAUACAUACAUACUAGUACAUGUACCGUAAAUAGUGUUACGUUAGUUCCUAAACUAUGUAUUAUGGUUGUGCGAAUACUCAGUAGUUCAAUGUCAAAACAUGUACAAUAUGCAUUUUCAAUUUUGAAAAGGAAUUCUCUUUAUGAAUGUUAGUGAAACAUAAAUGUUGAUUUAAAUUAAUAUUUAAGUGUCUUAACGAAUGUUCUGAAAUUACAGUAAUAGUCAAAAGUUUUUUUUUUCCAAUGAAAUAUUUAAACUAGUAAUAAUAAUUUUUUUUUGUUAAGCAUCAUAUCCAUUCAUUCGUACAGGCUGGCUCCAAAGAUAAAAUACUCUAAAAUAUAAAAUAAUUGAAUUUAGGACAAACUUGAACAUAACAUUACCUCUAAUGUAUGUCAACCUCAAAUAUUAAAUUUUUUAAUGCAAGGCAGACUUGAAACAAACAGGACAUUUGAAUAUAAGCAAUCUUGGUUAUAAGAUGACUGGAUGAACUUACUUAUGAAGUGGCUUCUAUUACAACAUAAACAUAAAAAUAAAAUAAAGGUGGUCUUAAAUGUAAGAUAACUUACCACUCAACAUGAGAAUUAAUGUUUACUUUUAAUUUUAGUGUUAUGAAAAUUCAUAACUUUGUAACAUUUGUUUAACUGAGAAAGUUGCAUUAAAAAUAACAAUGCUAAAGUGAACUUCAUUAUAAAGUACCUCACUAAAGUAUUUCUCAUUUUCAAGUAUAUAUUUUCAGGUCUCAACAAGAUGUUUUACAUUUAGUAACAGUUCAGUAUAAAGCAUUUCAUUAUUAAAUACCAAAAAAAUGGGUGGUGUUUUUUUUUUUUUUUUUUUUUUAAUUUUUAUUUAUUUAUUAUAAAAAACAUUGUAAUGAGAUUUCACUGUAAUUACUUUGAAAUCUUUAAAUAGGAUAAAACAAAGUCACUAUCCGAAUCUGUUUGUUCACUUCUUCCAAAUUACACAAUAUAUUCUUAUGUGAUUAAGUUGUAAAAAGUGGCUGUUAGGACAUUUGCAUUGCUUGAUUAAUUAAUGUAAUACAAAAUUGUAAGUCUUAAAAAUACCUACAUAAAAGUCAGUGAUAGCAAGUUUUCCUCUAAGCAUGACUAAUGGUAAACAUUAAAACUUUUAAGAUUGAUUUUAAAAAUGGGAUAUUUGCAAAGCUAUUGUGACUAACAUAGUUUUAAUCCUUAUCCAUUUUGAUUCUGCGGAUGCCAUUAUUAUCAACAGAUCUACCAUUUCAAUUUAAACGACUUCAGUUCCCAAUUCUUUUUUGGUGACAAUAAAUAAAGCCAGGGUCAGAUAUUCAAUGUUGCAAGAAUAGAUGUGAGCAUUGAGUGCUUGUCACAUGGAUAGGCUCUAUUUAGCCCUUUCGCAUGUGACUUCUAAACAAAAUCUGUUUUGUGUUCUCUCAUGAAAAGAAAAAAAAAGUUGUCAAUAUUGUUUACAAAGAAAUUCUUUAGUUAUGGGCAAUGCAUGUAUAUAAUUAAUUGUAUAUAAUUUUGUAACGCCACAUUAAUAGAUUGUGCAGCCAAAAGGCUUAUCACUAGUUUUGUAUAAAUGAUUUUCCUGCAAGUGUUUACCAAUAGGCCUAUUAAAUAUUCUGUAUUUAUAUCAAAUUACAUCAUAUUUCUAUUUCUUAUUUCAUAUGCAAGAAAAUAUAUCCUUUUAAUUUUCGUUUCGUUAAAGAAUUACAGUAUUCACACAACCCUUAAAACUGUAGCAUUUUCAGGGUCUAAAACAGAACUUAUUUGCUUUUAUAAAAAAAUAAAAACAUUUAAUGUUGAUUUUUGUGUGACAGUAUGAAUUUGUAUUAGCAAUUCAAGGGGAAUAAACACAAAGGAUGCUUUUGCUGGCAAUAAAAUGCUACAAACUGCAUUGCAUUGAAGUAAACUCAAGAAAGAAGAAACACAGAGGUAAUAAAAGAAAGGGCAAGCCAUCAAAUACCUGGGCAUGUGGCAGAUGCCUCUCCUCCAUAGACUAAAUAUAAGAUGCUGGACUUCUGCACUAGAAUAACUUUAGCAUAGUUUGCUCUCUGAACUGUUUGAAUCUUCUGAUGUCUACAAGGCCAUAUUUGUAUGUUUAUAAUUGGUACUCAUGAAGACGUGUUUCAUUAAAAAAUUACAUACCUGUAAAGUAGUAAUUAGUACAGAACAUAUUUUAUUUAUCACCCUAUCAACUUGUAAAGAAAUAUCAAACACUACAUUGAAAUGUGAACAUACAAAGUGCAAUUAUAUUAUAUACCCUCAACAUGCCAACUGCAUCCGGCACGAGUGCGUGACGUGCCAUCGCGAUAGUUCUAUCGGCAGAUAAUCUGUUCCACUAUAGCCUGGUGGUAGAGACCACUGUGGCUCUAGUCACAGCCCUCAACAUUCUGCUGUGUCGAUCUGGGUUGUGCCCAGAUUUUUGUUUCCUGCAAGUGGGAAACAUGGCAGACGCAGUGACCUUGUAGGUUUUCUUUGGGUGCUUCUGUUAACCCCGCCAUUGCGUUGCGAUCAGCGCUUCAUUCUCACGUCACCACUCACCGUCACUGAUGUUCCCAGUUCUGGUAUCAGUCCACCUCGUCUUCACUUCUUGCAGUGCAUUCCUUUGCGAAGCCCCCACUCAUUUGUCCGUACUUUCGUAAUUAUGGCUUAUACUUACGGUGUAAGAAACGUACAGAUAUGGCACUAUGAAAGUGGUGAUGAAUGCAGGAGAGAAAAAUCAUAUUUUGUAAAAAUUAAAAGUAUAAAAAAAAAAUUUCCUGCGCCAUUUCACUGUUCCCUUUGUGUUUUCUUCCAUCUUGCUUGUAUUUACUUACUUUUUUUUAGCUUAUCCUGAGCAUCGUUUAGUUUUUCUAUUAUGUGUUUUUUUUUUAUCACUUCUUAAAAAUUAAUUAUUUUUUUAUUUUAAACUUACAUCUGCACAUUAUGAACAAAGAAAACAGUUAAAUGGUUCUCUCACAUGAGAUUAAGAGAUUUUUGUUGGUAGUGUAUUUUUUUUAACAAGGUGUGCAAGUGUUCAUUAGUUUUAAAACUAAAUGUAUUUUUGAUUUCAUGUAAAUAUGUUUAUAAUAAAACUUUAUUCUUUGGAAACAAAAAUUAUUUUUUUUUCUCAUACUUCCAAAGCAGUUUUUUCUUUUGGACAAAACAUAUAGCCUGAGAAGCAUUUGUAUGAUGGUUAGUUGCAGACAGCACUUUGGACUUUCUCAGUGCACUUCAUUCAUAGAGCCAAGAUUUUAUGUUGCUAUAAAAAGGCAAAUUUGAUUAUUAAAAAUGGUGCAUUUAGUCUUUGUUUGUAACUUUUGUCCUGAAUAGUGAAAACAGGUCAGGAACAUGAGGAAAAAGAGACUGGCAGAGUAAGUAUGCUGAAACUUUGUAAGUUCAACUUUGCUAUUUAUUAAUUGAACAUAAGGGCUUUAAAUUCACACACUGUGGUGGCAUGAGAUUACAAUAUUUAAAAAUGCUGAAGCUUUUAUAAUCCCAACAUUUCUUGUACAAGCCGACUCAGCUUACAGGAGCCUGUGAAGAAAAUAAGUAGCAUAAAUAAUAGCCUUAAAUUUCGAGCACAUUAGCCUUAAUACACUGGGGGUGUAUGGCUAUCACAGUUAAAAAUGUUUUGCACAGGCUUCACAGCUAGCUGCUUUAAUUGCCUUGCUUAUGUUCUCUGUC